Dermochelys coriacea (leatherback sea turtle) is the source of this 2160-nucleotide messenger RNA. RefSeq names its product zinc finger protein 436-like. The transcript is spliced from 2 exons. The coding region runs from base 403 to 1407 and encodes 334 amino acids. The record is from RefSeq and is a predicted model, not a curated record. Gene Ontology annotation, molecular function: DNA-binding transcription factor activity; RNA polymerase II cis-regulatory region sequence-specific DNA binding. NCBI's taxonomy places the organism in Eukaryota, Metazoa, Chordata, Testudines, Dermochelyidae. Gene Ontology annotation, biological process: regulation of transcription by RNA polymerase II.
CAGCAGUAAAGCGGGCGGCCCUCAGCAGCUAUUGUCAUCAGAAGGCUAGUUUGGCCUCUGGUUACUGCUAAAGAAGGGGGAAGGGGAUUCUCCGAGUCUCUCUGGCUUUCGUCUGACCAGGAUAUAAGGGAUUGAACUUCCUGGGUCAGGAGCUGGGGCUGUUGCCUCCAUUGUUGAACCGGACUGAGCCGCCACCGCCGCCGCUGGGUGGGGAGAGCCCUUCCCUAUCCUCUUUCUGUGCCCAGCCGGGGGGACUUUCUCCGGGGCUGGAACCAGCCCCUGGAGCAGCCUCAGGCUCUGUCGACACCAGCUUCUGAGCCGCAGACUCCAGCAGGUGUCAGGACUGUGAACGAUAACAAAGCAGGCGAAUCUUCAAAGCCUUGCUGGAGAGGAACUGCUGAGAUGUCUCCAAAACGAUCCAAAGGAAACGUGUCUCAGAAUCUGGACCAGGGAAAAUCCCUUAAGAGUCAGGGCAGGUCAGAAGCACAGCAGCAAAACCCUUCAGAGGAGAGAGAGGGUAAAGCCACCCACCGUGGGAGAGGCGUGAGGAAACGCAAAGACACCAUCGUCCGCCAGAGAACAUAUGCAGGAGAGAGGCCCAACAUCUGCAUCGAAUGUGGGAAAAGCUUCACCCAGAGCUCAGACCUUAUGAAUCAUCGGAGAAUCCACACAGGGGAGAAACCUUAUAAAUGCAUUGACUGCGGGAAAAGCUUCAGCAUCAAUUCAAACCUUAUCCGUCACCAGAGAACCCAUACAGGGGACAGACCCCACAGCUGCUCUGACUGUGGGAAAAGCUUCACAGACAAGUCGACCCAGACCCAGCACCAGUGCAUCCACAUGGGUGAGAAGCCCUAUAAAUGCAUCGACUGUGGGAAAAGCUUCAGCCGCAGCUCCCACCACAAGAGGCGCCUGAGGAGCCCUCCAGGGAAAAGGCAGGACAAAUGCAUCCAGCGGGACAGCGCUGCCAUUGGAAAGGUUAAAAAAAUGAAAACAUCAAAGAAGAAAACCUCGACUAUCGAGAUCCCAAUCACGUGUGCCGAGUGCUGGCAAAGCUUCAGCCAGAACUCGGACCUGGUCAAACAUAUGAGGAUCCACACAGGAGAGAAACCCUAUGAGUGCACUCACUGUGGGAAAUGCUUCAAUGUCAGUUCAAACCUGAUCAGACACCAGAGGAUCCACACGGGAGAGAAGCCCUACACAUGCUCUGACUGCGGGAAAAGCUUCACUGACAAAUCUACCCUGACCCAGCAUCACCGGAUCCACACAGGAGAGAAGCCUUAUGAGUGCAUUUACUGUGGGAAAAGCUUCAGCCGCAGUUCCCACCACAAGAGGCAUCAGAGAACCCACACAGGAGAGAACUCUGUGUCCCUCCUGCCUUUAUGGCCGUACCCCACUCAAGCGUGUUAGGGGUUAGGGGAGGGAAGGAAAGUCCAUCAGAGCAGCAGGAGGCGGUAGCUAGAGGAGAUUGGAGCUGUGUGCUUGUGGGAUCUGCUUUCUGGGGGUUAGUGGGGUGGUGAGUAGUGGGAGGGAGCUGGUAUGGCUUUUUAGCAGGGAUCAUUAGGGGAAGGGGUUGGUUCUUGGGAGAAUUGGUUGUUUUAGUGGGUUGGGACUAGAGAUGGGCAAGGAGAGCUGGCUGGGGUUUGUAAUGGGAGGGCAAGUAGCUGGUAGGAUAAGGGAUGUGUGUGUCUUGUUAAUUUUUUACUAUUGGCCUGCGUAGAAUGGGUUGUAGGUUUCUUGCCAUUUCCAGGUAGGAUGAGUGUCUACGCCCCUGAGAACACCAGCGGGACUAACCCAGACGGGGCACACUAUGGAACGUUUCAGCAGAGAGGCCACAGGGAACGAGCGGGGUGCUAGCAGUGGCCCUUCCAGGAGAGGACUGCGGCACAGCUUUCACGCUAUGUGUACCAAGGGCCUCUCUCCAGCAGCAGCACAUUCACAUCUCUUUUAACUAGUUCAGGUCAAAGGCAAAUGAGGCCAGCUCCCACUCUGGUUUUAGGACAGGAGAGUCUCAUUCCUACUUUAAACAGCCCACUCAGUUACUACCAUUCCCUUCCUUUCUCUUCUGGAAUAGACAAGGCUGUGCUAGCCCAGCUGUCGUACAUGGGGACUCUGUAUGUGCUGUAGAACGAAUAGCAAUUAACAAAAUGUUUAAACCAAAAA